Molecule: messenger RNA, 1505 nt
Organism: Chenopodium quinoa (quinoa)
Lineage: Eukaryota; Viridiplantae; Streptophyta; Magnoliopsida; Caryophyllales; Amaranthaceae
Product: putative FBD-associated F-box protein At1g78730
Exons: 2
Coding region: 708-1262 (184 amino acids)
Source: RefSeq, a predicted model, not a curated record
UAGGCGCCACCGCUAUGGUGGCGGCGUCCCGGCCAGGCGCCGGUGCCACGGUGGUGGCGGCUCCUCCGGACGCCAGCCAUCUUUUCCGAUGACAUUCGUCGUCCCCCGGAUCUCCGGCCUCCCCCGGCGUCCCCGUACGACUCCACAUUUUUUGGUGAGUGAAAUUUUCGUUUUCAGAGAAAAUUGACAAAGGGACAAAACUGUCAAAUCAUAUUAAUUUUGUGGGCUUUAUGUAGUAAUUUGUGGGCGAUGUUUAACAAAUCCUAAAAAAAAAAAACAUUCGGCUGUCCUAAAAAAAAACAACUUCCUUCGAUUUCUCUCUCCACCAGUCCACCCAAAAGGCCAAAACACUUGCUGCUAGUCUGCUACCAGCCACUUUAUUCUGUCUGAAAGAGUGAAAGUAGAAAAUGGCCGAAACCCAGAUUGUAGAAAAGGAAGAAGACAAAGAUGAUCGAUUGAGCUCACUCUUCCAGACGAAAUCCUCAUCGAAAUUCUGUCACUCCUUCCGAUCAAAUUCGCCGCCGCCACCUCCAUCUUAUCCCACCGUUGGCGUCACCUCUGGACCGGCGUAACCGGCGUCAAUUUCUUUGAUUGUGUAUCAGAGUCCACCGACAUAAUCGACCUCGUUCUACAGAAGCUUACAUCUCGGAAACUCCACCAGUUUGUUCUCGAUUUUGACUAUUUUGACGAAUAUCCAGAGGACGCCUAUGUAUCAGAAUCAGUAUCAUGGUUUCGACAAGUUUGCAGCCGAAAUGUGGAGAAUAUCAUAUUCACUACGCCUCGAGAACAAGUACCAGAGUAUGGUGAAGCGCCCUAGAGUAUAUAUUGAUGCACCCAAAUUGGCAAACCUUGAGAUUCAUGAUUGCAAUUCUAUUUAUUACUUUCUCCGGAAUCCAACUGCAUUAGUCAAAGCGCAUAUUGACUUGAAGGAUAAUGCCAAGUUAUGGCAGUAUUUAGAUGAAGAGGGUAAUGGCUCGUUAGAAGGAGCACAAAAAGAAUAUCUUCGCCAGAUGGCCAAUUUUGUUAGAGGGUUGUCUAGUGCUAGCAAUCUGAAGCUGAAGCUAAAGAGUCCGACCAACAUAUUCAGAUAUGGUAGUUUUGUGAAUCUGCCAAUCUUUUCUAAUUUAACCCGCCUUGAAACAAAGGGCACUAUGGAUUUGUUGCGUUCCUUACAUUGUUUUCCUAACUUAGAGCAUCUUGUGGUGUGUCUAUGGUCAGAAGACUUACAACCCUUAGAAACACUUGGUUUUCUAAUGGAGUAAAGCUAUUGGUUGCCACCGGAUUCUAUUCCAGAUUGUUUAUUAGGUAAGCUCAAGACUAUACAAUUAAGUGAAAUACAGGGGACCGACGAUACCCUGAGGCUGCUAGUGUAUAUUCUGAGUAAUGCAAAUGUUCUGGAAAAGCUUUGCAUACGUCUUCGAUUGGUAGAAAGUGUUAACCCAAAACAUGAACGUGAAGAAGCAUAUGCAAUGUGGAAGGAAUGUCAGUUCUGUAAGUCGCUGUUU